AUGUUAAGAGACCUUUGUGUGGGCUCCUUAAUCAAGUCCUUCUACCAGCCUUCUAUGAAGGACAGAGCGCCGCGGCGGGUCAUCGUGCAGGCGUCCACGGGCGAGCUGCUGCGCUGCCUCGGCGAUUUCGUGUGCCGACGCUGCUACCGCCUCAAGGAGCUGAGCCCCGGCGAGCUGGUGGGCUGGUUCCGCGGCGUGGACCGCUCGCUGCUGCUGCAGGGCUGGCAAGACCAGGCCUUCAUUACGCCCGCCAACCUGGUGUUCGUAUACCUGCUGUGCCGCGAGUCGCUGCGCGGGGACGAGCUGGCGUCGGCCGCCGAACUGCAGGCCGCCUUCCUCACCUGCCUCUACCUCGCCUACUCCUAUAUGGGCAACGAGAUCUCUUAUCCGCUCAAGCCCUUCCUCGUGGAGCCCGACAAGGAGCGCUUCUGGCAGCGCUGCCUGCGCCUCAUCCAGCGGCUCAGCCCGCAGAUGCUAAGGCUCAACGCCGACCCCCACUUCUUCACGCAAGUCUUUCAAGACCUCAAGAACGAGGGCGAGGCCGCGGCAGGCACCGGGGGUCCACCGAGCGGAGGCGCGUCCACCACCUCUUCCUCGACCGCCAGGGACAGCUGCGCGGCCGGAACCAAGCAUUGGACUAUGAACUUGGACCGCUAGGGAUUCCCAGGGGCCGCGCCCGCCCCCCGCCCCAGCCCCUCACACACACCCGGAAGCCCCGGGACCAUCAAGCCUCCGCCGCUAUUAUCGCCGCUCUAUGCCCAGGCUGGGCCGAGGAGGAGCCACCCCUGCCCCGCAGGGGAAGGUGGAGGCUAGGACGCCAGAGGCCGCGGUGUCUGGAUUUGCUGGGCGUGGGGUGGGCGUGGGGGAUGAUCGCGGGAAGGGCACCCCCAACUUCGUUCACCCUUUUAGUCUGUCUGCGCCUCCAUCUUUCCAUUUCUGCCCGGGUCUUCCUCUCUUCCCUGCUGUGGCCAUCUCUAAGUUCAUCACCCUGGGUUUUGCCAGUUCCUCACCUUUCUGUUACUUCAUCCUUCCUUCUCUCUGCUGCCUCCUUCUCCCUGCCUUUUCAUUGGUUUCCCUGGGCUUUCCCCUUCCCCACCUUACCCCCGAGCCCGAUGGUACCCUGUUGCCUGCCCUUGCUUCUCCUGCACCUGUGUUGCCAUGUAUCCUUCUUGUUCUUAUUCCUUCCUCCUGUCAUGUGUCACCACCUUCUCCCCUGUUUGUCUUGCCUCUCUACUUGAGUCAUCCUGCAUCCCCCCAACCCCCGCCCCCAGAUUCUGCACUCCUCUCCCCAGAUCAAAAAGACCCUUAGUUUUUUAUUUGGAUGGACUGAAAUGAGACAAGAAUCUGCAGUCCCAGGUGCCCAGGCAAAGAUCAGGGUGGUCUUUUCCCUCACCCCCACAGUCUCUCCCCACCUUUCCAACGUGUUGCAUGCUGGGAGUUAAGGGGGGAAAGGCUGAUGCCUUCACUCAGGAGGCUGAGAUUUGAGGGCAAGAUCUAACCUGGUAGAGUACCUCGCUUGCAGCGGUGGUGUCUUCUCUGUGGAUGGAUAGAAAGAGAAAGAAACCUCUUCUUACCCUGGGGGAGGGGCGCCCUCUUCCUUAACCUUAGAUUUCUUGUUAUAUCCCCUCCCCACACUUUAAUUUAUUUCGCUGUUUUAGGAGGGAGGGUGGGUGGGGAGGGGGCUGGGCCGGGAAUUGUCCGAGGUGCUGAGCUGGGCGGGACCGGAAUCCUCCUGGGAGAGUACCAGGAACUGGGUUGGGCCUGGGGCCGUGUCCAAGGUGCCAAUGAUGCGGGCCGACGGCGCGGGCCGCACUAUCUGUCUGUCCGUUUGUCCUGGAGAGAACUAUAAAGCGCUGGAAGCGCCUACA
Myodes glareolus (Bank vole) is the source of this 1868-nucleotide messenger RNA. The record is from RefSeq and is a predicted model, not a curated record. Lineage: Eukaryota; Metazoa; Chordata; Mammalia; Rodentia; Cricetidae.